Molecule: messenger RNA, 220 nt
Organism: Entrophospora candida
Lineage: Eukaryota; Fungi; Glomeromycota; Glomeromycetes; Entrophosporales; Entrophosporaceae
Source: the annotation of a GenBank genome assembly
AUGUCAGUUAUUGCACAUGUAGACCAUGGAAAAUCCACCUUAACAGAUUCUUUAGUAUCAAAGGCUGGUAUUAUUUCUUCGGCAAAAGCUGGUGAAGCAAGAUUUACUGACACCAGAGCAGAUGAGCAGGAACGUUGCAUCACCAUUAAAUCUACUGCCAUCUCAAUGUACUUUGAAUUAGCAAAAGAUUCUCUUUCUGACAUCAAACAAAAAACAGACG